CUGUCGAGGUCCGCAGCCACCCCCGCUCGUUUGCGUCGCGUAUUACGCGUCGCCUCGUGCAUCAUACUAGUUUUAUGCCAAACUAGAGCGCGCCGUGCUAAAGAUAGGUCGUUGCAGGCAGGAAUCGGUGUGCAUCCACUACCGGCGCAGGGAACAAGGGCAACCUUGGCCUUAUGAGCUUAUAUAACGAGGAAGCGGCCGAUUCGCGAGCUCAGUCGUUUCGAUCUAUCGACGCGACGUGUGCGCCGAUUGCGACCCGCUGUCGACCCGAUCACGUUUCCCGAAUGUGUUUCUUUUUCGUCGCAUGCUCUCGCCGAUUUCUGUGCACUUCUGCACGUUAUUGAACGAUAGCCGAACGACACGAACUGGACUGUUAGCGCGCUCCUCGCGAGCUUCUCGCGCGAGUGCGAAAUGCAUCGCUGAAACGUGCUGCGCACGCGAACACGAAGCAUUCUAUUAGAGCGUUUUUUGCGUUUUUUACGCCAACGCAAAGGCACUUUUUUGUUCCAGCGCAAAACAACGAGUUGGAUCACUCUAUCGCGUAAUUACGAGUCGGUGGUUCGUUAAGAGCGUUUUGCGCAUUCACGCUCUUCGCAUCUUUCCGAUCUUUUUCUAGGAUUAUUGUCGAGAUCACCGUUUCUCCGUCACAGUUUCCACUGGAUACGAGGACAUUGCUGAAAAUGCAGUCGACGUUUUUGCACCAGGUGGAACUGGCACGAUCGGAAAAACAUAGGUACCAUUAAAGGAGCGCGCGCGCCGCUUCGACCGAUCGGGACCGCGACGAGGUGGGGAUCGCCGUCGCGGGAAAUCAACGUCUUUUCUUGGCAGAAUCGGAGGCAAUCCGUGGGUGGCAGAGCGGCACGUUAGAUCGCCGAUACUCUUCCGCCUUUUGACAGAUGCGAGGAUUAGUGCCGCGCGACGCGUGUAGUGAAGAAACCGACAUUGUUUACGACAGCGUUUACUCGCGAACUGCGACAAUUCCGACGAACCACGAAGUGAGUGGGUGAGAUUACGCAAUACUGAUCCGAGUUUAUGACCCACUGCCAAGGAAGGAUGGUCAAUUCAAUAUUACUGUUCUGGGCGUUGGUCGGCCUAAUUGGCCGAGUGCACGGCAAAUGCAGCUUAGCACCGAUCGUCGACAACGAACGUUCGAUCGCCUACGCAUGCAUCCACGGUGACCUGAGUGACCUCAACGAGCUACCUGCCGACACCGAAUGGAUCGAGUUUUCGGUGUCGCGUUUCCACGCGAUUCACGACGACGCGUUCCGCCGGUUUCCGAAUCUCCGACGCUUAUCCUUUUACAAUUGUCAUGUAAACGUCAUCGAGCCCGCCGCGUUUCGCGGCCUACAUCGAUUAGAUUGGCUGAUCUUCCGCGGCACGAGGAUCCACGUGGUGAGGGCCGCAUGGUUCCGCCACUUGCCGAAUCUUAGGAAAUUGAUUCUGGACAGAUGCGGCUUGGUCCAUAUCGAGCCUGACGUUUUUCGCACGUUACCGCGACUGGAGACUCUGGACUUGCGCGAUAAUGACCUCGAUUGCUUGUCGGUGGAGGAGCUAUCUCAUUUGACGAUGCUCAGGACCGUGCGUAUCGACGGCAACCCGUGGUUAUGCGAGUGCCGACGAAUAAUGGAGAACUUCUUCCAUGAGAGAUCGAUCGUUCAGGUGUUGGAGUGCAGAGCUCGUAAGAAGAUCUGCGUAGUGCGAAAUCUGCAGUGCAUGACGCAAAUCGACGUCCCGCUCCAACCUCCCACGAUAACCAUCGAACAAAUAGGCAGUCGUGUGGAGCGUCCUAGCGGUCACUUCCAGACGAGCGUGCUGACGUCGCUGGACCGGCUGCCGGACAAAACCACGUGGAUCGAGAUCUCGGGCCUGUGGGUCGAGCGUCUGCCCGCGUACGCGUUUUUCCGCUUCGGCAACAGCCUACGCAGCCUAGAACUGCGCAAUUGCACGAUCGGCGCGAUCGAGCCGGGCGCACUCGCCGGUCUGCACCAGUUGCAGCGGCUCACGCUCAUCGGCAACCAGCUGCCCGCAGUGUCCGCCCAUUGGUUCGGUGAUCUCGUGGCGCUGCGCCAAUUGGUGCUCGCGCGCAACGACAUCGAGUGGAUCGAGCCCGGAGCACUGCGCCGUCUGGCCGGCAGUUUGACGCACCUCGACUUGCGCUUCAAUCGGCUACGUUGCUUGUCACUGGACGAGUUGAAGUAUCUGAGGCGACUGGAGCGACUCGAGGCGGUCGGGAAUCCGUGGAACUGCGAGUGCCGCGGGCAGCUGCAACGAUUUCUCAUGGAGCGCAAUGUGGGCUUCGGUAUCAACGGUCGCUGCUACGAGGAUCACGAAGUUCCGGAGCCAAUCGACAGAAGGCAGUACCUACCUACCAACAUAACGAUACCAGUUACUGGUCACGUGUAUUGGACCUCCUUUGAGGAAGCUGUGCGACACAUCACCGUGACGAGUCCGAUUACCGUUCGUCCGACCAUCGAGAUUCACACGGAGAGACCGCCGGUACACAGGGGUACUUGCAUGCAGGACAGGAAUGAACGGUCGCAUCAAGUAUUUAUCUGCAGCGGCAUUAGCGCACUCAGAGAACUGGAUGCUGUGCCAUACUCCGCCCACACUAUUCGCAUCGUUUAUUCGAAUCUGAAGACAAUCCCGACACGGGCAUUCGCCCGCUUCGACGGCUGGCUAUCCCGGCUGGAGCUACACGACUGCGGCAUCGAGAGGAUCGAGCAUCGCGCGUUUGCCGACCUGUACAACCUCCAGCAUCUGUCGCUGCGUAGUAACCAGCUGGAGUCCGUGACAUCCGACGCGCUGGAAGGCCUGUCGAACCUGCGGCACCUGGACCUGUCGCGGAAUCACGUUUACCGCAUCACGAACGACGCGUUCCACGCACUGUCACGGCUGCGUAGCCUUGACGUAUCUGAGAACCGCAUGAAUUGCAUCGGCGUGGAGCACAUGGCCCACCGGAUGCCGUACCUGAACGUCCUCAGGGUAGCGGGCAAUCCGUGGAGCUGUCUGUGUGGCUCGAAGCUGGCCGAUUUUCUGGACUCCCGCAGGAUACCGUACGACCGCGCGUCCCUGCUCGACGUGAACGAUGACUGCUACGUCACCGGGACGACCAUGAGCUCGUCCACGCAAACCGUCCCGACCGAGCCACCCACGAUACCGAUUCGCAACGAGACCGCUACGGGCUCCUGCACCGUUCACCGAGAGCCCACGGGACCGCGGUACCGCUGCGUCGGCGGAAACCUAGCGCUGCUGAAGAGCAUAUCGCGCGAUGCCGUCUCCAUCGAGUUUUACGAGGGUGACUUGCCUCACCUGCCAGCUGGCUCUCUCUACAACUUCCCGAAUCUGCGAGAGCUCAGCAUCAGAAAGUGCAGCCUGACGACGAUCGAGGCCGGCGCCUUCCAUGGUCUGGACUCGCUGGAGCGACUCACCAUUCGGGAUAACUCGCUGACGUCGAUCGAAGUGGACUGGUUCAACCUACAGCGUCUCGAGCGGCUGGAUCUCCGCGGUAACUCGAUCCACUACAUCGCGCCGGGUGCUUUUCGCCAUUUGCGCAAACUGGUCUACUUAAAUCUCGAGGGAAAUGAUCUCAAGUGUAUUUUUAGCAGCGAUUUGCAGGAUAUGCCGGAUCUGCACGUUAUCGAAUUCAGCGGAAAUCCGUUAAAAUGGCGUUGCCGCGUAGAUCUCGAGCAGUUCCUUGAGACGCGAAAGAUCAAGUUUGUCAGGGUGGAGGAGUCAUGCGAGGGCAAAAAGAUCAUGCGUAAUCUUUUGUAUCAAAACCGUACUGCCGAGGCACAGGAAUGUCCACCGGGCUGCUCAAUGGCGACUAAAUUCGAGCAGACAAGUCUAAUAAUAUUCACGAUGUUUGCGUUGUCCUUUGCAAUACAAUUGGCUUAAUUUUUUAUCUACCAUAUAAAAGCAAACAUUUUUCAAAUAAUUUUCUUGGAGGUUUGUGUGGUAAUUAUUUUUACAAUUCCAGGUUUUUGAAAGAUUAUAUAAUUUUUUAAUUUAACAUAUAUCAAUGUAUCAUGUUUGAUAAGAAGACAUUAAAAAUUUUAAUUUUUGUCAAUAGCUCUUACAUAAAAAGAAAUUAAUAAUAUUCGAGUCUUCAACUUCGCCUUUUGCGAAAGAUAUAAUAGUCCAAGUAACAAUGAAAGAACUAAUUUUUCUGUAUCCAACAAAAGAAAUUUCUGAGAUUUUCGUUAAUAGCUAGAAAACUUAUAUUUGUUAUUUAAAUGCAACUAUUUAUAUUUGAGCAAUAUAUAUUAUAAAAAUCGUAAUAGCGAUUUUUUACUGUAGAAUGAAAAUCACGUGUUGAGUAUCAACACUGUUAGCUAAAAUAAUGGAUAAAAUAUAUAAAUAUUAUCAAACUUGAUGGAUUUUUAAGAGGAAAUUUAUUUUUCAAAAGAGUAAGUUAGGUAAGAGUAGAUCCGGAAUUGUCAAUGUUGUCAAUCAAUGUGUUCAUACAUGAAAACGCUUAAGCUAAUGAAUAUGUAUAUUUAUUUUUGCGAAUGUAGAUAUAUUUAAACUUAGUCCCUUUAUAUACAUAAUACUGUACAUUGCACAAUAACAUAAGUAGGAUAAUACUCGAUCUCUAGUUAUUUCGUCAAAUCGCUUAGAGUGUUCGUCGCACAACAUGAUUCAAUUUGACGUUACCAUUAUAAUUAUCAGACGUAUCGUGACGAAGAUCUUACUUAAAGCAAUGAUAAGAAAUUGCGUGUUACUGCCGAAAGGGACCAUCGAUAAAUAAUUGUCUUGGAUGUAACAGGAAAUUAUGCACAAAGAGAGACAGAGUAUAAUGUACUGUUAACUUAUAUAACAAUAAUAAUGGUAAAGUCACAUUAUUUGUAAUACCAUAAAGACGUGUCAGUGCGACGUUAUAAAACACUCUUUAAUUGUGUUCAUCUUAAUAUUAAAAAGUUGAUUGUAUAUAUUUAUUUUAGAAUUGUAACAUGCUCUUUGCUACACUAAAACGCAACAAGUCUUAAUAAAAAUCUAUUUGAGCAAUUAAU
Ooceraea biroi (clonal raider ant) is the source of this 5009-nucleotide messenger RNA. RefSeq names its product slit homolog 1 protein. The record is from RefSeq and is a predicted model, not a curated record. NCBI's taxonomy places the organism in Eukaryota, Metazoa, Arthropoda, Insecta, Hymenoptera, Formicidae. Gene Ontology annotation, molecular function: protein binding. Gene Ontology annotation, cellular component: plasma membrane.